GUUUCGUCCUUGCCUUCACUUGUGGAAGAUUUUGUUGCUGGAAAUCUCGGUGACUGAGAAGCGGUGUCUUUCUCCUGAAUGUGACGGUUUCGGCAGCGGACACGCGGAUUUCUGCAGGUCCCAUUCAGGAGAUUUUGAUAUCGUCCCAGGUCCAGGAUGAGCAUUAUAUCCCCCAGCGAUGAUGAUGAGACCCGGCAGUUCUACCAUCAGCUCCGUCAGUAUGAAGAUCACUUCCUGAGGAUGACGUAUGAAUAUUUCCAAGAUGAUCUGCUCCACAUUGUGGAGAACAUGAGUCUUCUACCACUUCUGAGUGAGCUACAUUCCCGAAAUCUCCCUGAUACUGAGAAAUACCACAGUCUAGAAGAUGAUAGAAGAAGAUUGGCGCGGACUUUACUACAGGAUAUAUUUCUCAGAGGAAGAGAAGCUGUGAUAGGACUGUGGGUCAGUCUCUAUGUAUUACGGAGACAUCAUGGUUCCCCCGGCCUGGACGCUGUACUGGAGGAACUCCGUCAUAGAGGUGACACUCUGGUGGAGCAAAUCCUGCUGGAUGAACAUGGACACCAACUGUCCCCACAACUCAAAGAAUUCCAGAUCCGUCACAAGAAACAUUUACAUGAAAGAACUGAGAAACUUCGAGAGAACAAACCUCCAAGAUGUGAUCAGCGAGAGGAGAGUUUUCCAUUCCGUACACGUUAUGUCAACCUCAUCAUUGUCUCCACUGAUCACUUCAGAGAACGCUCUGAGAAUGAGCUCAUAGAGACCGGGGUAAAACAUGAGGAAUGCUUAAAGAGAAAUCAAAAUGAAUUACUACACAUUUCCCCCAACAAACUGUUCCGCUGGUGCCACCAAUCCAGACUUGUGCCACGUAUGGUAAUGGUAAGCGGAGUGCCCGGUGUAGGGAAGACCACACUGAUGCAGAAGGUUGUCCAUGACUGGAUAAAGGGGGAUCUCUAUCAAAGAUUCUCCUUUGUCUUUUUCUUCAAAUUCCGAGAACUCAACAGACUGGAUAAAGUUAGUCUGGAGGACAUUAUACUUCAUCAGUACCCAUAUCUGGAGGAGCAGCUUAGUAACAUCUUACAGGAACCAGAAAAACUUCUCUUUAUAUUUGAUGGUUUAGAUGAAAGUCUUCAUAACAUGGAUUUCCCAUCACGUCACUUGUGCCCUAAUCCUAAACAGCCCGAACCUUGUGGUCAGAUUGUGGUUAGUUUGGUGAGAAAGUCUCUUCUUGAUGGUUGUUCUGUCCUAAUGACCAGUCGCCCAACCAGACUGGCAUCAAUUGAUUGUAGAGUUUUCCAGAGAAUAGUAGAAAUCAUUGGGUUUUUACCGGAAGAACGACAGAUGUACUUUCAAAACUUCUUCCCUGACCCUGAACUGGCGGAAAAGGCUUUUAAUUAUGUGAAGCAGAAUGACACCCUGUACACGUUCUGCUACCUCCCGUCCUACUGCUGGAUCAUCUGUACAGUAUUAUCCAGGAGCUUCCAGCCAACAAGUAGUGAUCAGCCGGUGUCAUUAUUGCCCAAAACCGUCACCCAGCUCUUUGCGAUAUUUGUCGCCAACAUCCUGUCCAAUCACUCCCUGGACAAAAGUGACGCUCAGAAGAUCCUGCAGUCCAUCGGAUGGAUGGCAGAACAUGGAGUCGUGAAUCACAGGCUUAUCUUUGAUGAACGAGAUCUGGACUGUUUCCAUGUGGACAAUAAGUCAAAGCUCUUAUCAAGUUUUCUGAUGGAAUCGGAGGAACCUGUGUCCUAUUCCUUCUUACAUCUCACAGUUCAGGAAUUCUUCUCUGCCUUGGUGCAUUAUGUGGAUUAUUCUCCUGAAAAGUUACAGAAAUCACUAAAAGAUGCCAAAUCAUAUCCUGAUGGACGAGGUGAGAUGUUCCUCCGUUUCCUGUGUGGUCUAUCAGACGGCUCCACCAGGUCAAUGCUAACUGGAUACCUGGACAGACAAGUAGCUCAGACAUCUAUAGAUGUCAUCACUUGGCUAAAGAACUUUAUUCUAGAAGAGAGGCCAAUGGAAAGUAAGGACAACAAGCGACGUCUUCUCAGUACAUUUUUCUAUCUGUAUGAAUCCCGGAAUAAGGCUCUGGUGCGGGAAUCAUUACAAUCAUACAGAAGUCUUGACUUUUCUGGUGUUCGUAUGUCGGUUCUAGACUGCGCAGUGUUAGCGUUUAUUCUGGACACCUGCACAAAUAUAGAAGAACUCAAUCUAUGUAGAUGUUCCUUAGACACCGAAGGAUUAGAAAGACUUGCUCCAGGAUUACAUAACCUGCAGGAUCUGAGUUUGGCUGAAAAUGAUCUACCAGACACUUCCUGCAUCCAGUUGGCAUCUGGAAUAAGGAAUAACCGGUCCCUGAAGACACUUGUCCUGUCUAGUAACCGUCUGUCUGGUCCUCACUUCAGUGUCUUGAUGGCGGCUCUGUCCAGUCCGGCCUGCAGGAUAGAGGCAUUACAAUUGGGUUAUAAUGAUCUACCAGACACUUCCUGCAUCCAGUUGGCAUCUGGUAUAAGGAAUAACCAGUCCCUGAAGAGACUUGACCUGUCUGGUAACAGUCUGUCUGGUCCUCACUUCAGUGACUUGAUGGAGGCUCUGUCCAGUCCGGCCUGCAGGAUAGAGGAAUUACGUUUGGGUUAUAAUGAUCUACCAGACACUUCCUGCAUCCAGUUGGCAUCUGGAAUAAGGAAUAACCGGUCCCUGAAGAUACUUGACCUGUCUUAUAACAGUCUGUCUGGUCCUCACUUCAGUGACUUGAUGGAGGCUCUGUCCAGUCCGGCCUGCAGGAUAGAGGAAUUACAUUUGCGUGAUAAUGGUCUACCAGACACUUCCUGCAUCCAGUUGGCAUCUGUAAUGCGGAAUAACCUGUCUCUAAAGAUACUCAACCUGUCUAAGAACCGUCUGUCUGGUCCUCACUUCAGUGACUUGAUGGAGGCUCUGUCCAGUCCGGCCUGCAGGAUAGAGACAUUACGAUUGGCUAAUAAUAAUCUACCAGACACUUCUUGCAUCCAGUUGGCAUCUGGUAUAAGAAAUAACCGGUCCCUGAAGACACUUUACCUUUCUGGUAACCGUCUGUCUGGUCCUCACUUCAGUGACUUGAUGGAGGCUCUGUCCAGUCCGGCCUGCAGAAUGGAGACCUUACGUUUGCGUAAUAAUGGUCUACCAGACACUUCCUGCAUCCAGUUGGCAUCUGGAAUAAGGAAUAACCGGUUCCUGAAGAAACUCGACCUGUCUUAUAACCGUUUGUCUGGUCCUCACUUCAGUGACUUGAUGGAGGCUCUGUCCAGUCCGGCCUGCAGGAUAGAGGCAUUACAUCUGCGGUACAAUGAAUUAUCUGAAGAGGAGGAGGAAGCCCUAAGAAAACUGGAAAAGCAGAAAACAAAUAUGAAGAUAUCUUAUUGAACAGAGAAGAUGCUGGAUUCCUCUCUAUGAUGAGCAGAUAAUAGGACUUUGGUGGAGAAGAUGUCUUCAGAGGUCUGGUAUUAGGAGCGUCUCCUAGUGCAUUAUGGGUAAUAUCAGUGAUCUACAGAAGAUAAGGAAUAAUAAGAUAUUAUAAAAGAGGUUACCAGAAAUGUUCUUCUCCAGCUAUUUAUAUCUCCAGUUACUAAAUCCCUUCAUAAUGAGCCCAAAUCCAGGCCUAUGGGAUGUAGCAGCGUCUCCUGAAGGUCAUGUAGGUUGUCAGCAGUAUAAUACUGGUUGUCACACCGGAGGAGGCCGCACAUUGCACACAGUGUAACUAACAAAUCACACAAACUGUUAUUUCAGUUUCUAUUUUAUCUUUUACUUGAUGCGACUCGCGGACAUACCAGUGUUCACAUGAUCUGUCUCCUGAUCACCAGGACCAAUAGAAGUGACAUGGCGGUGUGCGGUAUUUUACUGUAUAUACACAGUGCGAGUGCUGUGUAAAAUAACAAAAAGAAGACAAAGGGUAUAAAGUGGUCCUAAAUGGACUCCUCUUGAGAGGACGCCCAGCUGCCAGCCUACACAUGAACUACAGUAUGAAAAGAAACACGAUACGGGGAAUCUCCCCCUUACCAGCUCAAUCAGAGAACCACAAUAUCCACAAGGCUGUCGGCUGUCACGGUGAGUAGAGACUUUUAAUCCAAAUGAGAAAAAAAAAGAAAAAAACAGCACUGCCGUAUUCCAAACUGGUCACUUUAUUGGAAGAAAAAACACUCAAGCAAUAAAAAACGUAACCUUCUUGAUGCGUUUCGGGCACCCAGGCCCUUUGUAAAAAGAAUGGCAUGAUCAUGAAAAACUGGAGUUAAAAUACAUGUUAGGCCUCAUGCACACGACCAUUCCGUUUUUUGCAGUCCGCAAAUUGCAGAUCCGCAAGACACUGAAGCCGCCCGUGUGCCUUUACGCAAUUUGCGGAACAGAAUAGGCGGC
Molecule: messenger RNA, 4380 nt
Organism: Bufo gargarizans (Asiatic toad)
Lineage: Eukaryota; Metazoa; Chordata; Amphibia; Anura; Bufonidae
Product: NACHT, LRR and PYD domains-containing protein 12-like
Exons: 13
Coding region: 157-3393 (1078 amino acids)
Cellular component (GO): cytoplasm
Molecular function (GO): protein binding
Source: RefSeq, a predicted model, not a curated record